Messenger RNA from Epinephelus moara (kelp grouper), 4209 nucleotides. RefSeq names its product serine/threonine-protein kinase WNK4-like. NCBI's taxonomy places the organism in Eukaryota, Metazoa, Chordata, Actinopteri, Perciformes, Serranidae. The record is from RefSeq and is a predicted model, not a curated record. Gene Ontology annotation, cellular component: cytosol; cytoplasm. Gene Ontology annotation, biological process: negative regulation of sodium ion transport; positive regulation of sodium ion transmembrane transporter activity; positive regulation of potassium ion import across plasma membrane. Gene Ontology annotation, molecular function: potassium channel inhibitor activity; chloride channel inhibitor activity; ATP binding.
UGCUGAUUUCCCAUGAUGCUCAGCAGUAAUGUGAGACGUUUGAGUGUUACCUUGUCAGCAGAUCUUCAGCUGUGUGUCUCAGGGUUCUGUGCCCUUCGUGUUGACUCAGGUGUUUCAUGUAUUCAUCAGUUCAGGUUCAACAAACUAAUCAAUGUGUUCACUGAUCCUCAGACUCAUCGUCUGACCAAGUCGGAGCGUCAGAGGUUCACUGAGGAGGUGGAGAUGUUGAAGGCUCUGCAGCAUCCCAACAUCGUCCGAUUCUUCGACUCCUGGAAGUGCACGCUGGGGGGACACAAAUGCACCAUCCUGGUGACGGAGCUCAUGACGUCCGGGACGCUGAAGACGUACCUGCGCAGGUUCCGUGAGAUGAAGCUGAAGCUGCUGCAGCGUUGGAGCUUCCAGAUCCUGAAGGGACUGCAGUUCCUGCACUCACGUUGCCCCCCCAUCCUGCACCGAGACCUCAAGUGUGACAACGUCUUCAUCACCGGACCCACCGCCUCCGUCAAGAUUGGAGACCUGGGCCUCGCCACGCUCAAGAAGGCCUCGUUCGCCAAGAGCGUCAUCGGGACCCCAGAGUUCAUGGCUCCAGAGAUGUACGAGGAGAAGUAUGACGAGGCCGUGGACAUUUACGCCUUCGGUAUGUGCAUCCUGGAGAUGGCGACAUCCGAGUAUCCGUACUCCGAGUGUCAGAACGCCGCCCAGAUCUACCGCAAAGUCACCAACGGAAUCAAACCCGACAGUUUCUUCAAAGUCAAAGUUCCCGAGCUGAAGGAGAUCAUUGAAGGCUGCAUUCGGACCAACAGCAGCGAGAGGUUCACAGUUCAGGACCUGCUGGAUCUGCGAUUCUUCCAGGAGGAGCUCGGUGUCCGCGUGGAGCUGGCGGAGGAAGACGACGGCUUGAAGUCGGGGGUGACGCUGUGGCUCAGGAUGGACCACAACAAGAAGCUCCACGGGAAAUACAAAGACAACAAUGCCAUCGAGUUCCUGUUCGAGCUCUACAAAGAUGUCCCGGAGGAGGUCGCUCAGGAGAUGGUGGUGCUGGGGUUCCUGUGUGAGGCCGACUAUAUGGUGGUCGCAAAGGCAAUAAGACAUUGCGUCACGGCCAUCAAGCGUCAGCGGGAGAAACGGCGCCGCCUGCUGGAGGAAGCUCAGAAGAAGGAAGGUGUCAUGGAGGAGGAGUCUGACCCCGCCCCCCAGCCACCUGAACCGCCCAAUCAGAGACCAGCAGCCGCCACGAGCUCGUCCACUGCCGGGAGGGCGGCCAAUCAGCAGGACUCUUCAGCACCCACCCCCGCCUGGAUACAAGCCCCGCCCUCUGCAACAGUGACAUCAUCAAGUAGCAGCCCAGUGGAUUCUGGGAUCGGCAGCAUCUCCAGCAGGACGGAGGGGGACGGAGACGAGGAGAUGGCCAGAAACACCUCGCACUCCUCCGCUACAUUAAUCAGUUGUGUGUUCCUGACUCUUUCCCUGGCAGCCGACUGUGACAUGGAGACCUCUCUCAGCUCCUCAGGCGUCCUGCAGAAAGGUGAAGCCACGCCCCCUCCGGUCACUCACUACUCCCCCCUCCCUUCAGUCCCCGCCCCAGCUCUGGGAACACCUCGCCAUGUGACCCGGACUCCAUCCAAAGCUCCGCCCCUCCCUGUGCUGCGUUUCCCCAAGAGCAUCGCUGUGUCCAAGGCUGCUGAGAGACAGUCGUCUGGAUCAGUCAGCGGCUUCACCUCACCUGUCGACAGCUGUGCCUCCGAUGUGACCUCAGGUCUGAGUGACUGCAAUGAAGGCCAAUCAGACAAAAGUAACCAGGAAGCCGCCAGACGAGCGGCUACAAAGCAAUUCAGGCGGAGAUCGAGGGGACGUCUGAGAAUCACAGGGGUGUCAGACAAAGUGGACCGGGUGGUGGAGUGUCAGCUGGAGACUCACGACAGUAAGAUGGUGACGUUCAAGUUUGACCUGGACGGAGACAAUCCAGAGGACAUCGCCUCUGUGAUGCUACACAGAGACUUCAUCACGCCUUUGGAACGAGAAGGAUUCAUCCUCCGCAUGUAUGACAUCAUCAACAAGGUGGAGUCUAUGAUGCACCAACAGCAGCCAGCUGACAGCGACAGGUUAUCUCACCUGAACGCCUCCACACUGCCCAGCUCUGCUCCAAACCUGCCGGCGCAGGGCCUCACCAGAAAUCUGUCCUCGUCUUCACUUCCUGACAUUGCAGAUGCUGACCCCUCCCCCUUGAAGGGCGGAGACUUUUACAUUGACCCUGAGGCCACGCCGUCUGUCAGACCCCUGAGGUCACAGUCUUUCCACACCUCAUCAGCUUCCUCCCAUCAGCCCCUCCCCUACCCCCACCAUUACCCCCACCCAGAGUCCGCUAUGAGUGUGGCCCAGUCCUUCAUGCCCCCACCAGGGACCCCCAACCAGGGCUUUCACCCCCAGCCCCUGACUCCCCCCAUGUCUCCAUCCCUGGGCCCUAAGCUCCAUCCUCCAAGCAACGCCUCCUUCUCUGCUCCUUUCCCCCUCCAGAUGGCCUACAGCACCACCACCUCUCAGACAGGCUCCGCCCCCAACAGCCAGCAGGUGGCACUGCUCAACCAUAUUUCUAACACACCUCAAGGACAGCCUCUCAGUACUGUUCAGCCAAAGGUCGGCUCAGCUCCGCCCCUGCAUGGUUCAGAGACUGUUUCUGCUCCCAGUCUUGUCCAGGUGUCCUCCAGCGUCUCAUCGUCCCCCAGUCUGUCACCCAUACAGGAGGUCAAGACACCUUCACUCUUCACCGUCGGUCGUUUCCAGGUGACGGCCUCUAAAGACAUCCCUGCCAUCCGUAAUCAGGAGCCCCGCCCCCUAAACCAGGCCACACCGACGGCCCACUCCCCGCCUCCCUCCAGGGCGAACACAUCAGAGAGCUCAGAGAGCAGCACAUCGGAGGAGAGCGAAUCACAGAGCAGCAUCGGCACAGUGAUCGUCUCCUCACCUGGUCAUUUUCAUGGUUACCAUGACAACCUUGGAGGACAGGACGAAGAGGAGGACAAGAAGAGGUGGGGCAGUCGGAGGCAGAGCCUCAGCCUGUGUGAGGGAUCUGCCAGCAGCCUCAGCCAGUUGUGGAGCCGCUCGGCACCCCACGUCAGCUCCGAUGAAUCAGAGAGUGAGAAUGAGGAAAUGUGGGAGGAGCUGCAGAAGCUCCGUGAAAGACACCUGGUGGAGGUGCAGAACCUGCAGGCCAAUCAGAAGGCAGAGAUCGAGCAGCUGUACCUGAGGAUGGGUAAAGUCCCACCCCCUGGUAUCGUUCCCCCGGCCGCCAUGUUGAACCCCCGCCAACGCCGCCUCUCCAAGACCAGCAACUACCCUCCUUCUCGCAAAAGCAGCCUGCAGAGGCUGGAUGUGCUGCCCCCUGCAGGCAUCAUGAGGAAGAGCUCGAUCAGCGGCAGCAGCAGCGGAUCUCAGGAGAGAGCAGGGAGAGGCGUGACCUUUGCCCCCGAAACACAGCUGCACCUGAGAGACGAGCUGUCGACUGACUGAGGACAUGAAGAUGAGGACUGCUGAUGAAGAGGAGGAGAGAGGAAGAUGAUGUCACAGAUUAAACUCUGACAUUUUGUAAUAUUUAGACUUUAGAUUUGUUCCGUCUGUUUUUGUUUUAUAAUUUAAUUUUAACUGGAACAAACUUUUUCAGCACUUUAGGAAACAAACUGAGCCUUAAUGAGUCUCGUGUGAGAGCAGCUUCUUAUUGUUCUCUAACAAGCUGCUGCAGAUUGAACACGUCAGAAAUGAUCUUUUUACUCAGAAAGUAUUUUAAAGACGAGGAGACAACAAUCAGCUGCACUUUGACAGUUUCUUCUCCACAUAUCGAUUAUUUAAAGUCACUUUAUGUAUUAUUUAUUAUCAGUAUGAAACACUGAGUAAUAACAGAGUGUGAUGUCAUCAUAGGCAGAUAUAAAUAUAUUUUAAAUGUUUAUUAAUGUUCAGUGUUUGUUGAAACUGUUUCUGUGAAGAAACAUUUUAUAACAGCUGUGUUUGAAUUAUCAUUAAUGUUCAUUCAUUCUCUGUCUGGAUGUUUCCUGCAAUCACUGUGUGCCUUAUUUAAAGAAUAAUUAUUGUAAAAUAAGAGUGUGACGCUUUGAAACAGGAAGUGUUUCAUGUUCAGUUUAUGAAGUUUGAAUUGUUCACAAAUUGUUCAGCCUGAUAUUUAAAAUCUUUUUGCAGUAAAGUUUUGUGACUUUAAAA